Molecule: messenger RNA, 1233 nt
Organism: Aspergillus fumigatus Af293
Lineage: Eukaryota; Fungi; Ascomycota; Eurotiomycetes; Eurotiales; Aspergillaceae
Source: RefSeq, a predicted model, not a curated record
AUGCAGCUCUUCGGAUGGGCUGUGCCUUUGCGGCGACACAACAUACCAGAAUGCGCUCGCAGCGUGCGCCUCCACACAAUGCACCGUCAGAGAAUCAUUACGUACGUUGAACGGGCCAUAAUCGAGGGUCCAAGGCUGACUGUAUCAGUUGCAAAACGCCUGGGCGACCGCGCAUGCAAUGUCCCCGUCCACCAAGGCCGGCCGGAGGUGGAAGCUGCCACACUUGUCCCUUUGAUUCUGGCUUCAGUCUUCUUCUUUAACCGAAUGGCCGCCAAAUCCAUGGGCCUGGCUGGUGGUUGGGGCUCCGACGACUACACCAUCAUCGGCGCCUAUUCAGUGAUUCAAGUUGGCUUCGGCAAGAACAUGUGGGAUGUCAUCCCCAUGGACAACAUCACCGAGGUGAACAAGGUAGGUGGCCGUUUGUCCCUGAGUCCAACGGCCAGCGCACUCACCUAUCAUUCACAGCGCUUCUUCGCCUUCGUCGUCUUAUACAAGACGCAGAUCUCCCUCGCCAAAAUUUCGGUCUGCCUCUUCCUUCUGCGAAUCUUCCAGACCCUGGCGUUCCGAUACACGACGUACGCGAUUAUCGGACUCAAUGCUGCUAUUGGAGUGACGUGGGUCCUUGUCGACUCGCUGCGAUGCAACCCAGUCCAUCUGGCAUGGGACGGCUGGACAGGAGAGACGCCGGGAACAUGCAUCAAUUUCACCAGCGCGACAUUCGCCAAUGCGUUUGUCAACAUCGCCGUGGAUACUGUCAUGGUGCUGAUGCCUGUCUAUGAAAUUUCGAAGCUCAACCUGUCGGGAAGGAAGAAGCUUGGUGUGAGUGUCAUGUUCGCCAUGGGUCUAGUCUUGACCGUCGUCGCCAUUCUCCGUGUCGUCGUCUUCUAUCUCAACCGCUGGGGGAAGAAUCCUACCGUUGAGCUGCAACCAAUCGUCCACUGGUCCGUCAUCGAAGUCAGCAUCGCCGUUCUCUGCGCCUGUCUGCCCACCGGCCGCGCCAUGCUCGCACACUUUUUCCCCGGUCUGCUGGGUGGUUCCGCCGAUAAAUCGUACCCGCAGCCCACGACGCCCUCGGCAAGGGCUCUGGGCCCCAGUCGCCAGGGACAGAGAAGUCAGAUUGCCAAGACGGUAUCGUACUCGGUCGACUAUCAAACCAAGCCUCAGAAAAGGGACUCGAACAGCUUUGUGCGGCUGGUGGAGUUGGAUCCACUGAAGGAGGGGAGUGUACAUUAG